AUGGCCCGGUUCCGUAACACUCUCCCAAAAGAAUUUCGCACUUUGUACACCUUUGGUGUGGAAGUCGAGUUUAUCAUCAAUUUCAAGAUCGCGGACUUCAUUACUGCUAUAAACACAGAGAGUUUUCAUCACCCGGCGAAAUGGAAGUUACUGCGGGCAGUAUAUGAACAUGUCAUCAAUGAGAUGCAAAGCAACGGGUUCCUGGUGAAUACUUACCUCCAAAAUCACAAUGACCCAUCAUAUUGGACGGUCAAACCGGCCGCUUCUAUAGCAACAGAAGAAUUUGAUGUGGCAAAGGAUGAAUGGGGUGGCUGCCCAGUCAGGCUUGUGGCACCCGUGAUGACCUAUGGGUCCCCAUCGUUUGAUCUCAUCAAUAAUGUUCUGAUCUUCCUGAACCAACAAUUUGAUAUUGUGGUCAAUGCCUCGUGUUCGUUGAACGUACACGUGGGCAAUAUUGCUGCAGAUAAAGACGAGGCAGCGGGCAGCAAAGACCUACAGAGCCUAGGAUUUUCCUUGACAACCGUUGAGAAUCUUUUGAGUUUUAUCUGGCUAUUCCAACUGCAGUUACAAGAGAUCCACCCCCCGUCUCGGAUAUCAUAA
Messenger RNA from Trichophyton benhamiae CBS 112371, 600 nucleotides. RefSeq lists its product as uncharacterized. The record is from RefSeq and is a predicted model, not a curated record. Bases 1 to 600 code for a protein of 199 amino acids. The transcript has 2 exons. NCBI's taxonomy places the organism in Eukaryota, Fungi, Ascomycota, Eurotiomycetes, Onygenales, Arthrodermataceae.